AUGGGGGCGGAGAAUCGUCGACGAAUUAAGAGGCCCCAUCUCAUCGUCACACGAUCACUGCGCCCCCGGUUCCCUCGCGCCCUCAGCUGCAAACAGCUCAGCGUCGGUUUUGCCGACACCCCUCGCCAAUCAACAGAAUCGUGGGCCUGGGCGUGGCAGGCAAUGCGAAGACGGGAUACCGCGCUUGGAUACAAGGAUCCACGGCCAACAUUUCAGAGGGGCCAACGGAACUAUCGAUACCAGCCGGAGGCUCAGCGAAGGCGGCACUUUGCGUCCACACCCCCUCCCACGUCACCUCGUAGCGUUCUGUCGCGUGCCUCGUAA
This is a messenger RNA of Blastomyces gilchristii SLH14081, 324 nucleotides long. RefSeq lists its product as uncharacterized. NCBI's taxonomy places the organism in Eukaryota, Fungi, Ascomycota, Eurotiomycetes, Onygenales, Ajellomycetaceae. The transcript has 2 exons. The record is from RefSeq and is a predicted model, not a curated record. Bases 1 to 324 code for a protein of 107 amino acids.